Pseudomyrmex gracilis is the source of this 822-nucleotide messenger RNA. RefSeq lists its product as uncharacterized. Bases 70 to 438 code for a protein of 122 amino acids. Lineage: Eukaryota; Metazoa; Arthropoda; Insecta; Hymenoptera; Formicidae. The transcript has 5 exons. The record is from RefSeq and is a predicted model, not a curated record.
AAAAUAGCCAAUAUUCCAAUUUUAAAAAAACCCACCAAAGAAAAUUCUAUGGCAUCAAUUUAAAAAAAUAUGACCAGUAUUCAAACUGAUUCAGUGUUGCGUACAAAAGAAGACAUUCCAAAUACAAGAGAAAAAUUUUCAAAUAUUGAUAAGUCUCAAACCACUUCAAAAGAUGAAGUCUACAAAAAGCAAGUACUAAGAAUGCUAUCGAUUCUUAAUUACAAGAUAGAUCAAGUAGCGGAAGAUUUAAAUAAUCUUAAGAAAACUAAUAUUGUAGAAAAAGAAGUUUCUAUUCAAGAAUCUUUAUUUGAAAAAUUGGUAAAACUGCAGAAAAGGGGAGCAGUUUCCGAUGACUUUGAGCUUAGGAUAUAUUAUCAAUGUCGUGGCCCCGAGAUCUGUGAUGACAAUCCACACAAAUACAACGGCAUCAGAUGUUGAAAGUGCUAUUAAAAUGUGGUUGGUUAAGGCCAAGGAAAGAAUGCAAAAACAACAAAAAUACUAUAUUAAUGUUUUUUGGUUAAAUCUAUUCUAACAAGUUUCUAUUUUAUCUUAUUGAACUAUACAUAUUGUAUUGUAUUGAAUUUUUGGUUUUGUUCUUAUUUUAUGUUCAAAUUUUAUGAUAUAAUUAAAGUUCGACUUAAUCAUUCUCAGAACGAUUAAUGACGUCACAUUUACUAAGAAGGUUUCUUUUAUGUAACACAGUUCUAGAAACAUAUAUAUAUUCAAAACACAUGCUUUAUGUAAAACCAACUUUCUUCUUUUAAGAUAUGACGUCAUUACCCAGACGGCACAUGAUAUAAUUUGAUUGUAGAAUGAUAUCGU